Messenger RNA from Arctia plantaginis, 780 nucleotides. The record is from the annotation of a GenBank genome assembly. Lineage: Eukaryota; Metazoa; Arthropoda; Insecta; Lepidoptera; Erebidae.
AUGGUGUCUAAGGGUGUGCUAGUGUUGUCUUGCCACGGCUUGGUGUGGGUAGGUGCGAUUGCAUUGGCGUUGUGGGCAGGCGCCGCUCGCGCAGCUGUCCAUUACGAUACCGCUACGCCGCAUACACCCCCUUACAAAUAUAAAUAUAUACCGUUGGGUUCUAGUUAUGGCGGGGUACCAGGUCAAUCAACAUCACCGCCGCUGGGGGAUACGGUGCAGCAAUACACCGGCAUGCCACUAUCUGAAUUCGUUCUCACAGCACUAAGAACAGCUUUGGAUGUUGUUAGAAACGUGAACAAGCAACGAGCGAUUACAGCUGCAGCUAAAAAGAACAGUACGAUACCUACGUUAAGACGAACGAGAACGAGUAAUUCAACUGUCGGGACCGGACGAGGGUUUGAAGAUUACUAUGAUGAAGACCAUCACCAUCACGAGACUACGACCACCAUGAAGCCCAAACCCAGAUACACUGACCCAUGGGCCGGCUACUACGACUGGGUUAUCAACGAGGGAUCCUUUAAGUUCUGGAGUGUGUUUCAAUUAUUUACUGCUGCACUACUACUGUACGCUUGCUUGUCAGCCAUUUACUAUGCGAAGUUCAACCCUAUAUUACCCGACUACGACAGGGAGUACGACGAUUACUUUCUUGAGCGGACAGUUGGCAGAACUGCUAGAAGUUUGGACCAAAGUGAGAUGCCUUCUGGACACAGUUGGAUAAACCCGACGACUUUCCAGUUCAUACUUGAUGCUAUAUCAAAACAUUAUGAAGAGGAGGAAUGA